CUUCGGUCAGGCCCAGUUCAGAGCGGCUCCUCCCUCUCCCGGGUGCCAGCCCCCCCCUUCCCCUCCCCGGCAGCGCUGCUGCUGCUACUACACCGGGUAGGUUUCCAGUCACUAUGGCGGCUGCGGCUGGGAAGGUCAGAAGAAAGUUUUCGUUGUCGGCGGCCGCCUGAGAACGACACUGAGCGGGAGGCAUCCGGGCCCGGCCUCCAGGCCUCUCCCGUAGCCGGAGCAGGGCCAGCCCCGCUGGGCUAGCGGAGACCUUGCUCCUCGGGAGAGAGCGACAAACGGCAUCCCGAUGCGCAGCCACCUGCGGAGACCCUGAGCGGAGCAGAUCCCUCCCCCUUUGGCCGGGCGGCGGGACACCUCAGGGGGGGAUCUCCCGGAGACUUACUGGUAGCUAGCCCCCGUGAGAAACAUCCCCUGCCCUCCUAAGGCAACCCGCCUCACUGAGACAUCCACGCCCCGCCAAUCUGAGGGGCGAUCCCUCCUUCUGUCAGCCCAACCUUCGUGAGCUCCUGCAAGCCCCCUGUCUGCCACCUCUCCUCCGAGUUGAGGAGGCCCUCGCCCCUUCAGUUCGUCCUGGAAGACCAUUCCUCUUAGUGUCUCCCUGGGUAGCGAAGAGUUUGAAGCCCUUCUCCACCCUUUAUCAAAUUCCUUACCUGAGUGGCCUAUUGAAACUCCUAGCCUCAGGUCAAUUUUUUCUGGUGUAGGGGAAGAGACCAGUGUAGCUUUGCUACCUCUAGUCGAGCACCACCCACUCUACUUUAUCUUACUGUCUGACGAAGAUGAAAUGUGGACUGUCAUGUGGGUCAACUAAACGGACUGUCUUUUGUGGAGCGAAUGCUUCAUACGCAUUCUCCAACUCUUGAUCUGGGCUGUGAGGCUGCCUGGACGCUACACCUUUUUUACUCCUUGCCCCCCACCCCCUAAAUCUUUCCUUGCUUUCCUGCUGCAUUGGUUAAAAUUUUGGUAAGUGCUGUUUACGGAAGGAAAAAAAGAAGGCAGUCUGAAUCCCCAACACAAGUAUUUGUGUGUGACUCAUCUUCUUGGAUUUAAAGACAUCUCCACCUUCAGGGAGUCUUGCUUCUCUUCUGUGAAGUCAGAUGUUUGUUCCUGUUCUUCCUGAUGAGCAUGGAUUGAAAGUUGCACCUUCUAGAUUUUUUCCAGGGUGCUGCUGAUACUAUUAAAGGACAUAAUGGGGCUUUUUCACUGGAUUAUUGCCAGGAUCAGUUUACACACUGCAACAAUGAGUUGUUAGGCAUCUCAUGUACAGGUAACAUUUGUCCUGCUUUAAUGUAAAAUUGCUGGGGAGAUUGGGGAUAAAAAUUUGUUGAAGGCCGUCUGGAUCAGGAAGAGUUUCUCUUCAUCCCUGUUUGGCGUGACAUCCCCAAUCUGUCCUCGAUGCCUUCAGCCUUGGCUAUCUUCACUUGCCGCCCGAACUCUCACCCAUUUCAGGAGCGUCAUGUCUACCUGGACGAGCCUGUCAAAAUCGGCCGUUCGGUGGCUCGCUGCCGGCCAGCUCAGAAUAAUGCUACUUUUGACUGUAAAGUGCUGUCCAGGAACCAUGCCCUUGUCUGGUUUGACCACAAGACAGGCAAGUUCUAUCUUCAAGACACUAAGAGUAGUAAUGGUACCUUCAUAAACAGUCAGAGAUUGAGUAGAGGAUCUGAGGAAAGCCCACCAUGUGAGAUUCUGUCUGGUGACAUCAUCCAGUUUGGUGUAGAUGUGACCGAGAACACGCGGAAAGGUAAGGUUACCCAUGGAUGUAUAGUCUCCACAAUAAAACUAUUUCUCCCAGAUGGUAUGGAAGCCCGGUUACGGUCAGAUGUCAUCCAUGCUCCAUUACCAAGUCCUGUUGACAAGGUUGCUGCUAACACUCCCAGUAUGUACUCUCAGGAACUGUUUCAGCUUUCUCAGUAUCUACAGGAGGCCUUACAUCGGGAACAAAUGUUGGAACAGAAGUUGGCUACCCUUCAGCGACUGCUUGCUGUCACACAGGAGGCUUCAGAUACUAGUUGGCAGGCUUUAAUAGAUGAAGACAGACUACUAUCAAGGUUAGAAGUCAUGGGAAACCAAUUACAAGCCUGUUCAAAAAAUCAAACAGAAGAUAGUAUACGAAAGGAACUUGUAGCAUUACAGGAAGACAAACACAACUAUGAGACAACAGCCAAAGAGUCCCUGAGGCGGGUCCUUCAGGAGAAAAUUGAGGUGGUCAGAAAACUCUCUGAAGUGGAGCGAAGUUUAAGUAACACUGAAGAUGAAUGUACUCACCUGAAAGAAAUGAAUGAGCGGACUCAGGAAGAAUUAAGAGAAUUAGCAAACAAGUACAAUGGAGCUGUAAAUGAAAUUAAAGACCUCUCUGACAAACUAAAGGUGGCAGAAGGAAGACAAGAGGAAAUCCAACAGAAGGGACAGGCAGAAAAAAAGGAAUUGCAACAUAAAAUAAAUGAAAUGGAAGAGCGAGAACAAGAGCUUCAGGCAAAAAUAGAAGCUUUACAAGCAGAUAAUGAUUUCACCAAUGAACGGCUAACUGCUUUACAAGUACGGUUAGAACACCUUCAAGAGAAAACUCUUAAAGAACACAACAGUUUAGGCAUACAAGUUGAUGACUUCAUACCUAAAAUUAAUGGGAGCGCAGAAAAAGAGCACUUUCUUUCAAAGAGUGGAGGGGACUGCACUUUUAUUCAUCAGUUCAUAGAGUGCCAGAGAACUGGAGUCAGUUCCCUCCAUUUGCACCAAAAUGCUGGGCAUAUCGCAGGAUGGCACCAUUGGCACCAACCAUUGAUCCCAGACAAGUUCAUAGACGAAGGACAUCUAACCAAAGUGGAAGAAACAAAGCUUUUGAGAGAAAACCAAGCAAGAGCAAAAGAAUCUGAUUUGUCAGAUACUCUUAGUCCAAGCAAGGAGAAAAGCAGUGACGACACUACAGAUGCCCAAAUGGAUGAACAAGAGCUAAAUGAACCUAUUGCUAAAGUAUCUCUUUUAAAAGAUGAAUUGCAGGGGGGUGCACGAUCAGAAACAGAGACUAAACAAGAAAUUCAGCAGCUGCACAAGGAACUGAUUGAAGCCCAAGAGCUAGCUAGAACAAGUAAACAAAAAUGCUUUGAACUUCAAGCACUACUGGAAGAAGAGAGAAAAGCAUACCGGCUGCAGGUUGAGGAGUCCACCAAGCAAAUACAGUUUCUGCAAGCCCAGCUGCAUAGGUUGCAGGAAGAUAUUGAGAAUCUUCGUGAGGAAAAGGAGAAUGAAAUUUCAAGCACUCGAGAUGAAUUGCUAAGUGCUCAAGAUGAGAUUCGGCUACUUCAACAGGGGGCAGAAAAAGCUGCAUCAGAACGAGACACUGAUAUUGCUGCUUUGCAAGAAGAGCUGCAGGAAGUGCGGGCUGAACUUGAACGCUGGCGGAAAGAAGCCUCAGAAUAUGAAAAAGAAAUUGGCAAUCUUCAAGCCAGUUUCCAGCUGCGAUGUCAGCAGUGUGAGGAUCAGCAGAGAGACGAAGCUACUCGUUUACAAGGUGAACUUGAAAAGUUGAGAAAGGAGUGGAGUGAUCUAGAAGCUGAAUGCCUCUCCUUAAAGAAUGAGAAUACUUUGCUUGCAUCUGAACUUCAGCGACAAGAGAAGGAGCUUCAUAGCUCUCAGAAACAGAGUUUAGCGCUAACCAGUGAUCUAAGUGUUCUUGAAAUGACUCGAAAGCAACUUGAAAAUCAAGUGGGAUCUUUGAAGGAACAACAUCAACGCGAUGCAGCUAGUCUAAAAACUCUACUCAGUGAAGCUGAGAAUCAAGCAAAGGAUAUUCAGAAAGAGUAUGAAAAGACACAGACUGUACUUUCAGAGCUGAAGUUGAAGUUUGAGAUGACUGAGCAGGAAAAGCAAUCAAUCACAGAUGAGCUCAAACAAUGUAAAGACAACCUGAAGCUGCUACAAGAAAAAGGAAACAAUCCUUCCAUAUUACAACCCGUCCCAGCCGUAUUCAUCGGCCUAAUCCUGGCUUUCCUGUAUUGGUGUUACGGCCCAUUGUGGUAGAGAAAGAGACAAUGGCCUUGGAUGCCUCUGAUGGCAGCUUUGGUUGCUGUAACAGCUGUGGUGCUGUACCCAGGCCUAACCAGAGCUUCUCCAUGAGAACUGUUGUUGAAUCCAUUCACCGUCCUCCCUUUAGAAGCUGGCAUCAUUCACAUACUGGGGAAAACCAGAUUAAUUCUCUUCCUUUUUACCUCUUAAUACAACAAAGCUCUGCGCGAGAACAGUAGUAGGGUCAUUGCUUUAAACUGUAUAAAAUGUAUCUGUCUAUAAAGAGGGAAUAAAAUUAUGACUUCAUUCUACUGUGAGCAAUAUUUUUGCUUACAAUUUCAUGUAAUUUUUAAAUUAGUAUGUUGGGAUUCUAAAUACUAUUAUGGUGGCCUAAAGUAGGCUUCUUGGUACCAAAUUAUUUAUAAUGGGUAGGUUUGUGGAUAUUUUACUUUAGAAUCUGAUUGCCAGAUUUAAAAGAAAAACACAUUUCUGAUUUGGAUACCCAUGCCAAAUAACCUUACAGAUACUUGGAAACAGAGGCAGUAUGCUCAGUGCCUUUCAGUUUGAAAUAUUUUUUUACAUUAAUGUACCAUUUUUACUUGCUGCAAGUCACUGAGCUAGUGGGAACAAGACUUAAAAUAACUUCUCUUUCCAGGCCUUUUGAAGGAAACAAAUAUUUUGCUUCAGUAAAGAUUCUGUUUUAUUAAUAAUUUUGGGAAUAAAUACAAUUCAUUUCCAGCCUUAAAGAGAGAGAGAAGACAUUGGAUGGCAAACACCUGCCUAGGAUAUUUUGUGUGCGCGUGUGGGAAUGUGUGCUUGUGUGUGUUCUUGAGUGAACUAAGGUAUUUCUGGGAGCAAAAUCUUGGUCAUUUGAUGGACAUAGUGCAGUGAUUCAAUUUAUAUUACCUUUAUUUCGAAUGUAAUUUAUUAAAUUUCAUAUAUUUAAAGAGACACAUUCUUUAAAAUCUGAAUAUUUUCGCACAUAUCACAUUUUAGCAACUUAUUUUUUCAGUCAUUUAAUACUUUCAAAACUAAACUGGAGAAAUAUUUGUCUAUUUAGGCAAGUUUUUAUUGAAAACUUCAAUAUGGGAGGUGCUACAAUGCAUCUAUGGGUAAAUGAAAAAAUCCAAGAUAGGCAAGCUCUUGCCAAGUUAGUCAUCUAACUGGUCAUGUAUGCAUCAAGUUAAUAAGCUGAGAGUGUUUACUUUUGGUAAUUAGAAACUUUUGCAUCAACAUUACAUGACACAAUAUGCAUAAUAUACCUUCAUACAUUAUUGACUUUUUGAUUGGGUAACCACUGUAGUUAAACAAUGAAUUAAGUGUUGGCUAUAGUUGUCUUGUGCAACUCAACAGUUCAGUUAAAAAAGUUUUAUUAAGGUCCUAUAUAAUAUACUAAAGGAUUGCAAAGUAAAAUGAAUUCAUCUAAUGGAAAUUUAAGAAUAGGAAGAUAAUCUCAGCGAAGAUUUAAUUGGCUUUAAAAUAUUUAAUGGCAAUCAACAGAUAUAGUUGAAUAUUUAAAUAGAAGUUUAGCAUAUAAUUUGCCUUGUGAGGUUCUGAGGGUCAUUGUCCUUUAAUUAAAGGUUCUAUCUUAAAAUACUUGGGAUUUGCUAAUGGGAGGAUUAUUAGAUUUAUGGAAGAAUAAAUCCACAAGUGACUUUUAGACUAUAAUAUUGGGUCACCUAGUUAACAUUUCAUCUUUUUCAGUUGCAGGAAGCCACCCAAUCACAAAACACUCAUAUGCCAGUGGUACUCGGUACCUCUUGUAUAUAGAUUAUUGCAAAUAUUGUUCUGAAAUGCUUUACUUCAGAAUUACAUUUUUUAAAGUAAAUAAUUGUUUUAAAUCUAUUUUGUAAAGGUAUAAUAAGUACAAUAGAAUUUCUCGAGUACAGAUUAAACUAUUUGCACUAACACACGUGAUGUGCAUGAUUUAAUAAAAUAACUUUACUCUACGUAUGCAUGUUUGAGUUGAAUCUCAUUUGAAAACCGCACAUCUGUGUUAAAUUCAUUGUGUGCUAGGUAUUACUACAAUGUUUGCAGCAUGUUUGAUAAUUGAAAAGGUUUUACUUUUCAUUUCACAUUCACAUUGGUUUAAAUUUAAAUUUAAAUCUCUCUCCUGUCCAGGUCUAGUUUGAAGCAGAAAGGGAAUGGGAGCACAAUGGGUUGGGGUUUGGUUCUGUGGAAAAAUCUGGAAGAGAGAUUUUUUGUGUGUGUUGGAGCUUGGAGGGUGCCUAUAAUAGGGGUGGAAAGCUAGGGGAAAGGUGGGAGGGUGGUUAUGGAUAGUGCAGAGAGCCUGGGGCAGCUGUGAAAGGAGUUGAUGAGGGUAGUGCAGGAGCUUGAGGCAGUCUCCCUCCUUCUCCCACUAGCUUCUCUAGUUCUGCCCCGUCCCUUUUUAACCAUUUUUUCUUCCCCACCGUGCUCCAUUCACCUUCCUACCAUGACUGCCUCCUCCCUAGCCUCUAUGCAGACCUGGUGUCCUCUGAAGAAGAGAGGCAGAGAGGCCACAUGAAACCUGAGGAUAUAGUAGCUCCUGGUGGCCAGAUAGCGGAACUGCAAGCAAUCCUUUCCACCUUGCAGCCCAGCUAGAUUUAGCAUGAUGGGGCGCCAAACUUGAGUAUCCUCUGAGAUGCCUGAUCAUUGGCAGCCCUCAUUAUUUUCACAGCACUAUUUUCUUUACACAAAUACAAAAAUUGUGUGAGUUUUCAGUAGUCUUCAAAACAUGAAACAGCUGACAAUGUUAAUCUAGCAUGUCUAUUUAAAAUGAGAAAAAAGUCCCUAACUUGGUGCAUGUAUGCAUAUUUAUAUUCACUUUAUAUACACAGACACUCAUAAUGUGUAUACUUUGCAUGGAUAUGUGUGUUCAGUAUAUGCAUCUGUGUCCAGAUAUACAAUACAGUAUUUCCCAUAGUACAGUGCUCUUCCUGGGAACUGUUAACUUAUGCAUGUUCAAAAGAUGAUCAAGAAUAAAUUAAGAUGCAUAGUUCACUCUCCUUUUAGGGAAUACCUGGAAGAGGAUUGGUUAGUGUCUAGGAAUGUUCUGAUCUCCAGGGUUUUUACAAUAAAAGAGAAAGUGGAUAAAAAACUUUUCCAAACACAGCCACCCGACUGAGCACAAACCUGCCUUCCCAGCUGACUGUUACUACAUAUGUUUACAGAAUUAUCUAUAUUACAUGCACAUUUACAACCCUUUUUUGAAUUAUGAGGCCUGAGAGUAACUGCUAACUAGCUCUGGGGAUUAUUACAACAAAAGAUUGGGGAUUUUUUUUUUUUUAAACUAACAAAUCCCUGAUACAAUGAGAGCUUGUCAGAAGGUGAUGAGCGCCCUCAACUUGCAUUGAAGUUAAUGAUAUUAGAGAGGCACUCAGCAUCUUGCAGGAUUGGUUCCAGAAAACUGUUUCAUCAAUUACACAGCCCAACUGACACAUUAAAAACAUGUCUCCUCUAACCACAUUAUAUUACUCCUGUUUUAACAUUUUUAGUUUUCUACUGCAGUCCUUAUUUGAUGCAAAACUUUGACUUCAGUGAGUUUUACCUGUAGAAGGACUGCAACAGUAGACCUUUGAUUCACAACCUAAAGGGGAAGUAUAAUUAAAAGAAAAUACAAGCUUUUUACCUGUA
This is a messenger RNA of Trachemys scripta elegans, 7620 nucleotides long. It is a transcript of the gene SLMAP, whose product is annotated as sarcolemma associated protein. Bases 1402 to 4020 code for a protein of 872 amino acids. The transcript is spliced from 26 exons. Gene Ontology annotation, biological process: regulation of voltage-gated sodium channel activity; regulation of membrane depolarization during cardiac muscle cell action potential; protein localization to plasma membrane. Gene Ontology annotation, molecular function: protein binding. Lineage: Eukaryota; Metazoa; Chordata; Testudines; Emydidae. The record is from RefSeq and is a predicted model, not a curated record.